UUUAUUUUAUUUUUUGUGUGUGCGUUUAUACAUUGUUAAGCGAAGCUCCCAAUGGCAGGAGAGGGAUACGCGUUUGAGCAGACCUUUUCUUUCAUUCCUCUCCCCGCUAAGCGCUUCUCUUUCCAGCAGGAUAAGGACACCCUCGCGCUGUUGAUGAAAUGGUCCAUGCUGGGGAGGCUCUCUGCUCAGACUUACAGCUUUGACAGUAACUUCCACCCUUACAGCUGUGAAACGUUUGCUUCGUGUUUCUUCAAGGACCCGCAGGUGAUUCCCACCCUGAGAAAUAUGAAGGCUGGAGUCUGGGUCCCUCUUGAGAGGCCAGUGGUGUCUGUCAGCGCGGAGCUCGUGCCCUGCACUAAGAUCUCCAUGGAGCUGUUUGACCCAAUCUACUCUUGUGGCAUCCUGUGGCCCUCUGGUCACGUAGUUAAAUGCUUUCAUGACGUCUACACUGACUAUGAUGAACUACGACAGAUGUUGCAGGAAGAGGACUCUGAACACUACCAUGUCAUUGGGAGGAUGGAACGCGAAGAGUUUUUGUUUCGCCUCUUCAAACACCUGUGUCUUGGCGGAGAGCUGUGUCAGUAUGAGGACACCAUCGAGCCUUACCUCAGCACCACAAAGAAAAUAUACAAAGACCUGAUAAGUGUGCAAAAGGAUGCAGAAACAAAGAUCAGCGUGGUGUCCACCGUGCUCAAAGUCAGUGCCUAUGAUGAGUCUGGGCUAUGUUUCCCUGGGACGCAGGAGGAGGAGCAGACAUUUGCCUAUUUAAUUGUGGAUCCUGUCAAACGAAAUGUGACUCUGUUCUACCACAUCUAUGGAGUGGGAAGCUUCUCACUUUAAGAACUGGAAAAGAAAGACAAGUCAGAAAUCCUGUCCAGCUACAGAACCGAACGUUGUUUGGUCCAAGGAAACUGCACCCAUACAUACUUUCUGCCUUUUUUACCCAUUUGUAACAACAAGACGUAUAUUUGAAUGCUAGUUUUAGUAAUUAUAGAAUGAGGCCAUAUAGUGUGUGGUAAAAGUAUUGAGACCCUUUCAGUGCUUUAGCCAUAAAUUUCAAUAAUGGCUGCAGACCCUUAAAAAGCUCAAUAGAAGUGUUUCUUCGUCUUGUAUUAAGAUUGUGUUGCACUAUUUCUGGCAAUGCUUAUAUAUAUGAAUAUCAGUUCACAUACAAAAACAACUUCUGUAAAAAAAA
Messenger RNA from Fundulus heteroclitus (mummichog), 1195 nucleotides. RefSeq names its product cilia and flagella associated protein 300 (gene cfap300). Lineage: Eukaryota; Metazoa; Chordata; Actinopteri; Cyprinodontiformes; Fundulidae. The coding region runs from base 52 to 840 and encodes 262 amino acids. The transcript is spliced from 7 exons. The record is from RefSeq and is a predicted model, not a curated record.